GGCCGGAGGGAGGCGGAGGCGCAGUGGUGUAACUGCUGAGGAGUCUCCUCCAUGUGACAGUGAGCGGCGUCCCGGUUCCAGGCGACGCCAGAUUCUGGUUCCCGACCCCAAGCCCCGUCCACUGUCCCGGCGCCAGCAGACACCGGCAGGCCGGGGGCCCACGGUGUUGUCCGGAGGCCGCGGGCGCAGAGUGAGUAGCCGCCGCCGGGCAGGUGCCUGAGGGACAGCCUAGACCCCGACGUCUCCCGAGAGGCGAGCGGCGCGGCGAGCGGGGCUUCUGUCAGCGCGUCUCCGCGAGCGCGGGGACAUGAACGGCUUCACGCCCGAAGACAUGAGCCGCGGCGGGGACGCGGCCGUCGUCAUGGCCGCCGUGGUCGCCGCUGCUGCCGCCGCCGCCGCCGCCUCGGCUGGGAACGGGGCCGGCGCGGGCGCCGGGGCCGAGGUGCCGGGCGCCGGUGGGGUCUCGGCAGCGGGGCCCCCGGGAGCGGCCGGGCCGGGCCCGGGGCAGCUGUGCUGUCUGCGCGAGGACGGCGAGCGGUGCGGCCGGGCGGCGGGCAACGCCAGCUUCAGCAAGAGGAUCCAGAAGAGCAUCUCCCAGAAGAAGGUGAAGAUCGAGCUGGAUAAGAGCGCAAGGCAUCUUUACAUUUGUGAUUAUCAUAAAAACUUAAUUCAGAGCGUUCGAAACAGAAGAAAGAGAAAAGGGAGUGAUGAUGAUGGAGGAGAUUCACCUGUUCAAGAUAUUGAUACUCCAGAGGUUGAUUUAUACCAAUUACAGGUGAAUACACUUAGGAGAUACAAAAGACACUUCAAACUCCCAACCAGACCAGGACUUAAUAAAGCACAGCUUGUGGAGAUAGUUGGUUGCCACUUUAGGUCAAUUCCAGUGAAUGAAAAAGACACCUUAACAUAUUUCAUCUACUCAGUGAAGAAUGACAAGAACAAGUCAGAUCUCAAGGUUGAUAGUGGUGUUCACUAGGAGAGAUGGAAUUGAGAGUAAGACUUGGAUGUUCAUGUUAAGACUGCUUACUGCUUUUUCACAUGUAGAAAUGUUCCUUGUGUAUUUUUUCUACAGAAGAUUUUCUCUGGUUUUAUUUUCUUUGUUUCUGAGUCUAAUAUUUAGUUGGAAACUCAUGUAAAAUGAGCUUUCCUAGAUUAAAAAAUAUUUUAAAUAAAGGUUAUUACUAUUAUAGUUGCUUCAGUGUAUUUAUUUUGUGAAACUUGAUUUUUAUUUUAAACUGACUUUUAUUUAGGGACCAGUAUUAAUUGAGAUUUUAAUGUGAAGAUUAUUUUGUUACCUUUUUUCUUUUUUUUAAUUCUGAGGAACUAACAGAAGUAACAGAUGUAGCACAUUUGCUUUCUCUGGGACAGUCUGAUUUGGAAUUAAGGAUAUCCUAAAUACUAUUAUUUUUUAAAGUGCUUUUUAGUACUAACAGGUUUGAAAUAUCAGGAAGAACAAAUAGUUUAAUGCCUGCCUCCUUCCAAAGAAGACGUGAUGUGUCAGCAAAGGUAAACACAGUGCUGAAAAUUGAAACCUGAACAUAGAAUUAAAUAGUUUGUUGUUUCUUUAAAUUUUGUUUUAGUGAAAAGGUAUUUAUAUGGCACAAAUAUAGAAAGAACCUCUGCCCUGCCCCUUAAUUUUCAGUCAUGUUCUGUACUGUUUACACUGCAGAUUAAAGCUAAUAAAUUGGAGAGAUCUAGAAAUCUAACAAGAUCUUAAAAUUUUGGUCAUACAUAGCUCUGACUUGAGUUCUAUUUUAUUUCCUUUUUAUAUUUCAUUCUCUAUCAGUUUUCUCUUAAAUAUUUUUAACCUCUGCUUUUCCUGAGAUUGUAUUAUUUAACCAGGGUCUUAGAGUUACAAAUCAAAUUUAUAGCUUGUGACAUCAGAACAGAACAACAGUUUCAGUGAAGUGUUCUGAGAUUGUGGUACAAAUUUCAGGAUGGAAAUGGCCGAGACCAUUAAUGUAGCUCAGGAUAUCUCAAGGUUGACAUUUGGGCCUGAUAAUUCUUUAUUGUGGGAGGCUGUCCUUUGUGUUGUAGGUUUGGCAGACUCACCGGAGUCCACACACUAGAACCAGUAGAGCUCCAAAAGUGAUAACCGAAAAUAUCUCUAGACAUUGUCAAAUGUCCCUGGUGGGGACAGAAUCACCCCUGAUUGGGAACUGCUAUGUAGCCAAAUUUAAAGAACAUGCUGGUUCAAAAACAAAAAAAAAAGAGAACAUACUGGUUCAAUAGAAGGAUUAGUACCUAAUCCCAGUAAACAAAAAUAUUCAAGGAGUCCCUAUGGAUUAUGAUGAGGAAAAGAAAAAUUUUAUCAAGAAGAGAUGAGCUAUUAGUGAAUAAAGUACAAAGAGAGUGAGUGGGAGGACUUUUGCCACAAGAGCAGCAAAGACCAAGAAGCGCUGUUCACAACAGCCAAGACAUGGGAGCACCCUAAGUGUCCAUCAACAGAGGAAUGGAUAAAGAAGGUGUGGCACAGAUAUACAAUGGAAUAUUACUCAGCCAUAAAAAAGAAUGAAAUAAAGCCGUUUGCAGCAACAUGGAUAGACCUAGGGAUUAUCAUACUAAGUGAGCACGUGGGAUCUUCAUUCCCCGACCAGGGAUUGAACCUGUUCCCCCUGUAUUGGAAGCGCAGAGUCUUAACCACUGGACCAUCAGGGAAGUCUCCGCAGUUGGAUCUUUAUGUUUAGGGUACGGGUAGUUGAGAAAAGGGGAGAUUCUGUUAACUUUCGAAGGUUUGGACCUUUGGAUGGAUGAUGCCAUUACUCAUCUCGGAAAAAGAAUAAAAAAGAAGAGUAGUUUCGGGUGGAGCAGGAGUGGAGAGAGGAGGGUGGUUAGUCUGUGAACGUGGAAUUACUUGAAGGAGCCCUGGGUGUAACUGGGGAUGUUUAGUAGGCGGUUGGCUAAAUGGACUUGGAGCUCAGAAAAGAAAUAUGAGCUAGAAAAUCAGAGUUUAUCCGCUAGUCAACUAACCAUCAACUAAGUAAGUGAUCGAGUUAUUCAACUAAAUAAUAGUUGAAGCCAUGGCUGUCCCAGUUAAAGAAGCUGAGCCUGUACUCUGGGUGCCAGGCAAUUCACACGUCUGAACUCAUUCACUCUUCCUUAUGACCCCAUGAAGUCGGUCCGCGUAUCGGCCCCACUUUAUAAGAGGGGACACGUCGGAGAUGUCAGGGAACCUGCCCAGGAUCACACACACGCAGCCUGCAGCCUGCAGGUUCUGAGUCUAGUGCCCAUGCGCUUCCCCACGUGCCGGGAAUGGACUCUGAGCGAGAAGAGAACUGGGCUGAGGUCAGAAUCACAGGGGCCACUGGCGUUAAGGGAUGAGCAGAGAAUGGGAGUGGUAGAAGAAUUCGGAGGGUUGGCAUGGAAGUCAAAGGAAGGCGUUUCCAGAAGGGAGGUGAGUGGAACGACCUGCUGACAGCUGUUCUAGGGAAGCCAUGUGUACACACCCUGGGAUGGAGGAGCACACAGCCAAGUGAAGACCUGCAAAACCAGACUCAGUCAGCAGCCUGAGAGAGCUCGAAUCUCCAAGCUCCACUUCACUGAGGCUGGAGCAAGUGGCAUGGGAUCCAAGAAACAGGGAGAAUUAUUGAACACUGUUAAACUAGAAACAUCUGUAACUCUUCAACCUGAUGUCCAUGGCACAGAGUUGCCCAUUUGGGAAGCAGUUGAGUUGCAAACCAAGGCCUGCAAUUAGAGAGGUUACCGUUGAGACUUUUUUUCCCCUAAUAUUGCAAUAUUUAUUUAUUUAUUUGACUGUGCUGUGUCUUAGUUGCGGCAUGCGGGAUCUUUCAAUUGCGGCAUGUGGGAUCUUUAGUUGUGGCAUGUGGGAUCUUUUAGUUGCAGCAUCUGGGAUCUUUAGUUGUGGCAUGUGUGGAACUAGUUCCCUUACCAGGGAUCGAGCCCAGGCCCCCUGCAUUGGGAACGUAGAGUCUUAACCACUGGACCACCAGGGAAGUCCCGCCCUUGAGACUUUUAAUUUGGGGCUCAAAUUUUUAAAAAUCUGAAACCAGUAUUUGUUUUCUUGUAUAUGGAAACUUAAGGCAUUUUGUUUUAUUUUGUUUUUUCCUGAUGGCCUGUUACUGAGACCUCUUGUUGAGCCCUGGUUUAUGUUGCUCUGGAGACCAUCUGUCUCUUUGAGACCAGCUCUGGAGCUUCCCAGAGUAAACUUCUCAUGUGAGGCUUAAAUCCUGGAGUUGCUGAGGGUAGGGUGUGGAGAGAAGCAGCAGCGGUUUCAACCUUCGCAGCCUCCUCCCAGGAGAGAAGGAGGACCUGUUUUAUUGACACUUAGGAAAACUUACUCCACCAAGGAGCCUCCAGUGAAGCCCUUGAGGAGACAGCAUUAUUAAUCACCAAGGGGCUGUCACCUACGAUGUCAAGCAGAUGCUGCUGCAGCUGUAGGAAGGGACCUGCUUCCCAGAGGCCCUCGUACUGGAAUUAGGAUGCACUUGGGAACUGGCAGGAUGCCAGACAGGCAGCCGUGGCUGUAACGGGGCUCAUGGCGGGGAUCUUCUUGCUCAGAAACUUGUCAUCAGAAGAGCAAACACAUGGCCUCCUUUACCUGGACACGGACAUCCUAGAAUCAGCCAUGUCCUCAAGGAAUGCUGGUUCCUUUUAUUGGAGAAUGGAUUGGAAACGCAGACCCAGGCACUAGAUGGACUCACUGCCUCUGGAGUGUCAUAACUUCUGGGCCCUCUCUGCUGAUGGAGCUGGGAAAUAUAGGUGCAUAUAGUAAUCUAUGUGCACACAUCUGUAGAAUCCGAGUGACUUGUGCUGAUUGGACCAGCAAGGCUGAAGUGUAAAAUAUCCUGCAUCAGGAAAGCUUCAGCAGUGUAUGCUGGGCUUCCCUGGUGGCUCAGUGGUUAAGAACUCCCCUGCCAAUACAGGGGACACAGGUCCGAGCUCUGGUCCAGAAAGAUCCCACAUGCAGCGGAGCAACUAAGCCCGUGUGCCACAACUCCUGAGCCUGCACUCUAGAGCCCGCGAGCCACAACUGCUGAGCCCACCUGCCACAACUACUGAAGCCCGUGUGCCUAGAGCCUGUGCUCCGCUACAAGAGAAGCCACUGCAAUGAGAAGCCUGUACACCACAAUGAAGAGUAACCCCUGCUCGCCACAACUAGAGAAAAGCCCACGCGCAGCAACAAAACACCCAACGCGGCCGAACAGAUUAAUUAAUUUUCAAAAGAAACAGUCUGGAGAAACAGCAAGACGGAACAAGACAUUGAGCCCCUAGAUCUUCUUGCCUUGUUCCCGGAAUACUCUCAAUUAUGCCAGUACAGGUAGCCUGUUCUUAUUCCUGUUUCACCGACGGACAAGAAUUCUGACCCCAAGAGAACGAAAAUAUUCUGAGGAGCAAGCUUGAAGGUAACUAAGUAAGUUCAACCUAUUCCAACUGUUAUUUUUGGUUUGCAUUUGCCAGGUGAAUUGCCAUGACACGUGUGGUAAUGAUUCCUUAUCUUUACAUUUGCAUGUUGUUUGCUGUUAAAAAGUAGGAUCCUUGUUUGAAAAAGUUGAGGAAAUUGUUGGACUUCACCCUUUUGUUUUUGUUCUGCAGGAAUUAGAUUUUGUUCUGUGUGUAUGUUUACAUUUGUCUUGCAUAUAAGUUUGCUGGCUAUGAGAUCUAUCUGGAUGUAUGUGUUUCAUUAUGAUUAGGUGUCUUUGUCUUUGGAUAGUAUUGCUGAGGUUAACUUGUAAAUGAGCUCUAUUUAAUAGACUUAAAAAGUAAAUGCUUACAAAUUAAAUACUUACUACUAUUUAGAAAACAGGCCAAAAUGAACUUCAGGUCCUCAUGAUCUGGGAAAUAUUCAGUAUGGAAUUGAUAUCUGGUAUUGAAGCUAGCUUAAGCUUGUUGGUUUGACUAAUACAGACAUGUCUUUUAGAAAAUUCAAACUAUUUAGGAUAAACCUUAUAACCAGCAAUAGAAAUUUCUAGUAAGAGUUUCCGAAAAGUAAGUAUAAACUGUGAGAGAUGCCUUUAACAUUACUUACUUAGGAUGCUUUUAAAUGCUUGUAAUAGAAAACACAACUAAAAGUAUCUUAAACAAUUACGACUAAUUCCUAAUGGUUCCAGCAUAGAUUCAGUCAGUGAAUCAGUGACAUCAAGGAUCCAGGUUCUUGCCAUAUUUUCCUCUGCCAUUUUUACAUGUCAGUUUUGUCCUUGGAUUUGUUCCCUCAUGAUCCUAAGACAGCUUCCACGGCACCAGUCCUCAUCCAACAAUGACCAGAUUCAGGAAAGUAUGAACCUUUUGUCCCUUUCAAGAGCAAAGGAAACCCAAAAGUUCCCUUAUUUGCCUUCACAGUUCUUAAGCAAGGUUGCACCUGUAUUAAAUCAAAUAUUGCCAAGAAGAAAAGGAAUUACACCAGGAUUGCUUUAACCUAAUCCUCAUUCACCCACUGGGGCUAAGGAGGGACCAAUGAAAAUCAUGGGCCUAAUAACUGAACAGUAUUGGGGUUCUCUUGGCAAGGAAGUAUGAAGGCAGUUGUUGGUGUGGUCAAUACAGACAUGUCUUUUAUUGUGCCUGGGUUUACUGAGGGUGAAUGGGUUUAUGUUGUUUCUGUUGCAGUUUGUCAACAGAAAAAAAAAUUAGCUUGGUAUGAUGAAAUUCUUAUAAGUAAAUUAGAUGCAAAUAGGAUGAGAGCUUUUGGGUGACCUCUUUAGAAAUGGCUAUGAUUUGGGAAUGUCUGCUUAAGGGUGGUCCCUCCAGAUAUUUGGUAACUUAAAUUUUAGAGUUGUGCUAGUUUGGGUUGGAUGACGGGGGAUACUGAAUAGCUAGGUCAUUCCCAGGCAGGGUACUGAAACAUUAAGUACUGAAUAUAGAAGCUAAAGGUGUCUGGGACUAUGUUUGGUAUCACACUAUUUUCUAUAAAAAGCAGAUGUUUUAAAAAAUUAUUAUUAGGCUUCCCUGGUGGCCAGUGGUUGAGAGUCCGCCUGCCGAUGCAGGGGACACGGGUUCGUGCCCUGGUCCGGGGAGAUCCCACAUGCCACAGAGUGGCUGGGCCCGUGAGCCAUGGCCGCUGAGCCUGCGCGUCUGGAGCCUGUGCUCCGCAACGGGAGAGGCCACAACAGUGAGAGGCCCGCGUACCGCAAAAAAAAAAAAAAAUUAUUGUUGUUUGCCAACCUACAGAAUGCUAAAGGACAGUUAAUAAUUGAUCGCUUCUUGGAUUUCACUAGAAAUUAAGGGUUUUUUAGAGCUUUGGAUUCAAAUUUAAAUAUGUAAUUAAAGCUACUAAAAUAAUAAAGGAAACGUUUCAGUAUACAGCAGGAAAGUAGGAUAUAUGUUUUUUUUUAAAGGGAGUUUUACACAUGGUUGGGCUGAGACUAGGUUAAACUUAAGUAAGUAAAUGGAUUUUGUUAUUAAAAAUAGGCUGGUGCAAGACUCGAUUUGGUCCCUCUCUACUAAGGGAACAAGUUUACUUAGAAUGCUUUUUUUUUUAAUUUUUAUUUAUUUUUGGCCGUGUUGGGUCUUCAUUGCUGCGCGUGGGCUUUUCUCUAGUUGCGGUGAGCAGGGGCUACUCUUCAUUUGGUGCUGUGGCUUCUCUUAUCGCGGAGCCUGGGCUCUAGAGCACAGGCUCAGUAGUUGUGGCGCACGGGCCCAGUUACUCCAUGGCAUGUGGGAUCCUCCUGGACCAGGGCUCGAACCCGUGUCCCCUGCAUUGGCAGGCGGAUUCCCAACCACUGUGCCACCAGGGAAGUCCCUAGAAUGCUGCUUUUGAUAACAGAUUAUGUGAACUUCCUUGCCUGUAAGUGAUCUAUAUUUGUUUCUGAGAUCUCUUCUCACUUUGGUUAAGAAACAAGUGUUGUCUUACAGUGACCUGUGAUCUUAUUUGACCAAGUGUUUUGAAACUUUUUGACGAACUUCCCAAAUACCAAAUUUUAAUUAAAAUUCUUUUGCCCUCCAGCUAACUUCGGGAUGCUUUAGCAGGCCCUUGAUGCAUCUUAGAGAGCAGUAUUUAACUCGUAUUAUUUGGUAUGUUGAAUUACAUGGGAAGCAUCGUCAAGUGGGUGAUAAGCCUCCUCAGAUUAUACAGUACAGAUAAAUGUUAUUAUAAUAUAUUCUAGAAAUUAUGUAAAGUUUCUGAAAUGUAGAUAUGUCCUGGUAUAAUGCUAUCAGUCACAAUUCUGGUUAUCUUAAAAUGUUGUAUAUCGCAGCAACUUGACUAAGCUUUUUUGUUAACACACUGUAAUCAGAUCUUUAACCUUGCCUUUUAAGUCUUUGAUAGACAGUUAAGCUGAUGCUUUGCAAACUUGCUUCAUCUUCAAGAAGAUUCAUAGGAAGGACUAAUAAAUUUUAGAUAAUACUUUUUUUUCUUUUUUUUUUUUU
This is a messenger RNA of Globicephala melas (long-finned pilot whale), 8319 nucleotides long. The record is from RefSeq and is a predicted model, not a curated record. Lineage: Eukaryota; Metazoa; Chordata; Mammalia; Artiodactyla; Delphinidae.